Molecule: messenger RNA, 2301 nt
Organism: Coccinella septempunctata (seven-spotted ladybird)
Lineage: Eukaryota; Metazoa; Arthropoda; Insecta; Coleoptera; Coccinellidae
Gene: Rap1
Product: ras-related protein Rap1
Exons: 6
Coding region: 232-786 (184 amino acids)
Biological process (GO): Rap protein signal transduction; cellular response to cAMP; negative regulation of synaptic vesicle exocytosis
Cellular component (GO): plasma membrane
Molecular function (GO): GTP binding; GDP binding; GTPase activity
Source: RefSeq, a predicted model, not a curated record
ACUUAACUUACGCUACUCUUAUGUUACGGCUGUGUUCUAAGGGGGGGUCAUCAUAAGUUGCCAGCUCUAGCAGCUAAGUUUUAUUAAUCAAAGGCAUCGCCCGAUUCGAUUCCAAAAGUAACGGUAUAAAAACUACGUGAAGUGUACUGCUCCAACAAUAACCAACGUUGGUAGAAGGAAGUUUAUUGAGGAAAGAUAGAAACAAAUAUUAUUAGUUGAGCAUCAUCAAAAAUGCGUGAAUACAAAAUAGUUGUCUUAGGUUCUGGUGGUGUAGGGAAAUCUGCACUCACAGUUCAGUUUGUACAGGGGGUAUUUGUAGAGAAAUAUGAUCCCACCAUAGAAGAUAGUUACCGGAAACAGGUUGAAGUAGAUGGACAACAAUGCAUGUUAGAAAUUUUGGAUACUGCAGGAACGGAACAAUUCACAGCCAUGAGAGAUUUAUAUAUGAAGAAUGGCCAAGGAUUUGUUUUGGUUUAUUCAAUCACCGCACAAUCGACAUUCAAUGAUCUACAAGAUUUAAGAGAGCAAAUUUUAAGAGUGAAGGAUACUGAUGAUGUGCCAAUGGUCCUAGUUGGAAACAAGUGCGAUCUAGAGGAAGAACGGGUAGUAGGUAAAGAUCAAGGUAUAAAUCUGUCACGCCAGUUCAACUGUGCCUUUAUGGAAACUUCUGCCAAAGCUAAAAUAAAUGUAAUCGAUAUAUUCUAUGAUCUAGUACGGCAAAUCAAUAAGAAAUCGCCGGAGAAGAAACAAAAACAGAAGAAGAAAUCAAUUUGUGUGCUUCUAUAAGAUAAAAAAAAUAUUUGGAACCAAAAAAUAAGUUUAAAGAUUUCAAGACUUAAUUGUAAGACAAUGUGAUUAGGCAAGUGCGGACAAGGAGCCUUUUUGGCGAGGGCCAUUAGCCCUUUCAUAAAAUUGAAUUUACGCAAUUUAUGUCCGUUAAAUUUUUUCAAUUCAAGGUUGUUAUUGAUUAUAGUUGGAAGUCUACUUAGUGAUAGGGUAUUCUGAGAUCUAACUGCCAAUUAAGUGGUGUCAAAUAGAUAUAGGGAUGUGAAUCAAUGGUUUGCGCUGCGUUCAUGCUAAGACUAUCCAAGGGACAAUACAACUUCGUAAUUCUUCAAGAUUCCUUCAAAUUUCUGCUUUGUGAAAUGACAACUAGGCACAUUCUGCCUAUGUUUUGACUUGUUACUUUUAUCAGCAGCAAUGGCUUUAGUUGUCAAUUAUAUUGCAAAAUUUAUGUUUGAAAAAAUAUUUUGAUUGUAGUUAAAGCACUUGCAUGAUUGUGCAAAAAUAAAUUUUUAUUGUAGUUUCCUAUUAUCUGAUUGAACCUUCUGAAUAUACUUCUUAAAACUUCUUAUUAUUUCAGUAUGUUCCACAAAAAACAUUGAUUAUGAAAGUAGAAAAAUCGCUGAAAUUAUUUUUCCACAAAAAAUUCCCUUUUUUCUUCCAAGGUGGAGUCAGAAACUUGGAAACUACAAUUCAUCCAAAAAAGUAAGGUAUUCAAAUCUGAACUCUUGUCAAAAAUCUGAUUCACUUCAGUGAAUUUUUAAUUUGAAAUCAUUAUCGAAAUGUUUUUUACCAUUUUAUUGUAAUUUACUUCAAAACUGAAAAAGCUGUUCUUCGCUGAUACCAUUUACAGGGAUAAAUAUCCAAGUAAAACUCUGCCAUAACUAUUUAUAUAAUUCGAGAUUAAAAAAAAAACUAGAUUUCAAUUCUGGACACUUUUUCAACAACAUUUUCAUUUAAAAAAGGGAAGAGUUGAGUAACUUAUUAGCCUGAAUUGUCUAUUCAGUUUUCUUUUGAAGUAAAUACCUUGAGGGUGUUUGCAAAAUUAGGUAUUUACUCCCAAGUAAAGUACAAAGUAUUUACUUACCUCCAACUUUGUACAUUGGUCGUUUUUAGAUGUGAACAUAAAUUGUAAACACCCUGUAAAGACAUUCAAUUUUCUUAUGGCAAACAUCUUAUAAUAUUUGAUAAAUUUUGUAAUAAAUUUUUUUCUUAUUUUAUGCUUUGCGAAUUGGAGAGAAUAUUCACAUCUACACUUUCAUUUAAUAAUGGUCGAUUUCAUUGUUAUACUUAAUAGUCAGUGCCAGAAUGCCAUGUCUUAUUACAAGAGAUAAUAAUUUUUGACGGACUGCAUAACACUGAAGCAAUCAAAACUUCUCUUCGCAAUUUCUUGAUAAAACUAUGUACAUGCAAUAUCUAAAUGUAUAAUUUGAUGAGUUCGCAGAUGCUGGACAAUUUUUCAUUCAUUAUAUUUUUUAAUUAUUUUUGAUUUGCUUGAAAUAAACGAUUAUUUAUGAA